Messenger RNA from Histoplasma capsulatum G186AR, 1661 nucleotides. RefSeq names its product GTP-binding protein GTR2. Lineage: Eukaryota; Fungi; Ascomycota; Eurotiomycetes; Onygenales; Ajellomycetaceae. Gene Ontology annotation, biological process: positive regulation of TOR signaling; regulation of autophagy; cellular response to amino acid stimulus. The transcript is spliced from 4 exons. The record is from RefSeq and is a predicted model, not a curated record. Gene Ontology annotation, molecular function: GTPase activity; GTP binding. The coding region runs from base 1 to 1197 and encodes 398 amino acids. Gene Ontology annotation, cellular component: Gtr1-Gtr2 GTPase complex; nucleus; fungal-type vacuole membrane.
AUGUCGCGAAUUGUCCCAUCGCAUCACCACUCUGUCGAUCCGGGGCAGGAUCGAUUCAUCUAUUCUGACAGCUCAAUCUUGCAUGGCUGCCGUCCUAUCAUCAGAACCAGAGCACAGCUAAGCCUCGAGGAAAAUCUACAGGGCUCCAGUCGUUUGCACCCGCAUCCACGUUCUCCAAACGCCAAGCCGCGGCCGCAAUCGCAUGCCAAGGCUGGACAGCUUUCCAGCAACAAGUUUCGUGAUGAGAAGCCACGGUUAUUGCUAAUGGGUCUCCGUCGGAGCGGCAAAUCCUCCAUCUCGAGUGUCGUCUUUCACAAAAUGCCCCCAACAGAAACGUUAUUCCUCGAAUCGACAACUCGCAUCCACAAGGACUCAGUCCACUCUUUCAUGGACUUUCAGGUUUGGGAUUUCCCUGGUCAGUUGGAAUAUCUCGAGCCAUCCUUCGAUCUGGAAGAUAUCUUCGGUACUCUAGGCGCAUUGGUAUGGGUUAUCGAUGCCCAGGAUGACUAUCUAGAAGCCGUCUCGAGGCUAAACAGAACCAUACUCCUUGUCCAACAAUACUAUCCUCACAUCAAUAUCGAAAUCUUCAUCCACAAGGUCGACGGCCUAUCUGAUGAAUACCGCUCUGACACGUUCCAAGAUAUCGUUCAACUCAUAUCAGAUGAGCUCAACGAUGCUGGCUAUGAGAACGCGCCUGUACAUUAUUACCUCACGUCGAUAUACGACUACUCCGUUUUCGAAGCUUUCAGCAAAGUGAUUCAGAAACUCAUCCCGCAACUUUCCGCUCUCGAAAACCUCAUCAAUAUUCUGGCCAACAACUCCGGCAUGGAGAAGAUCUACCUGUUCGACGUGCUCAGUAAGAUUUACAUCGCGUCGGACACAAAGCCCGUAGACAUGGCCUGCUACGAAAUGUGCUCAGAUUAUAUAGACGUUAUCGUCGAUGUGAGCGAGCUGUAUUCGUGGGAACACCCUGAGCGCAAACCCAAAGGUCCGCAAAUCCCUGAAGCGGAGAGUCAUAUAAUUUUGCAUGAUAAGAGGAUGAUCCAUCUUAUGGAGAUGAAUAAGUAUUUAUGUCUCGUUUCCGUGAUUAGGAAUGCAGACGCAAGUGAGAAAAAGGGCCUUAUCGAUAUGAACUGCCGCACGUUCCAGUCCGCACUGAAUGAAGUCUUUGCGAAAACCUGGGAGCAGAAGUCGUGAAAAACUCCUAAGGGAUAGAGGAAGAAAGAAUUUAUCCUCAGAACAUACCCCCUCCUCCACGCAUGCAUUCAUUAUGUGAUUCAACCGGUCCGAUAGGGGACUUUUGGGCACUUACCUUCAAUUGUCGAAUUAGUUAUGCCGAUUGAUCCCUUCUAACAGUUUUCCCCUUCUCGUUGCUUUUGCGCUCCUUGUAUGACUUUUGUCGAGUGAGAUACUUGCUCCAUGGGGUGGCCUUUAUUUACCGAUGUUUUUCCACUAACGGGAGGGUAUAACCGGGAGACAGGGGGUACUAGUAGUUUGGGAUAAGUUUUAAAAACCUCAAUGCAGCUCCGAAAGCGGAAAAAUGGCAGAAGCCGUUUCCCUUGUUGCAUCAUAAUGUAUUGAUCAGGAGACUAUAUAUAUAACAUAUAUACUAUAUGUAUAAUAUAAUCGCCCGGAUUAUUGAGGUUAUUGACAAUAAUAAA